This is a messenger RNA of Trichoplusia ni (cabbage looper), 13372 nucleotides long. RefSeq lists its product as uncharacterized. The coding region runs from base 298 to 12327 and encodes 4009 amino acids. The record is from RefSeq and is a predicted model, not a curated record. The transcript has 85 exons. NCBI's taxonomy places the organism in Eukaryota, Metazoa, Arthropoda, Insecta, Lepidoptera, Noctuidae.
AAUUAAAUUAUUUAAAUAGGUUGUUUCAUUUUUGGUUUGGCAACAUAAAUCUGCUACGAAACUUGGCAGUGGCAUUGACUGAUUGAAGUUCACCACCACAGAGAAAAAAAGAAGUGCGGUGUUUAUUUUGCUUUAUUUAUAAAAAGCACAAAAUUGUUAUUAUAAAAUUAAAAUUUCUGUGAAUGUUUAUGGUUCCAACAAAUGUUAGAAUUACUGCUGCAGACGCCCUGAAAUAUCAUAAUAAUAGAAAACAACCCUCAUAAUGUGGAUAACCAUACAUUAGCUGCUGACUGAAAGAUGUUUAAAAUUGAAUCAUAUGUUACACCUAUUCUUCUGAGCUAUGUGGACAAAUAUGUGCGGGACUUCAAACCUGCAGAUGCACAGGUGUCGCUAUGGGGCGGCGGCGUGGCGCUCCACAACCUGGUGCUCAAGGCGGACGUGCUUCAGCAGGAGGUGGCGUUGCCCUUCACGCUGGUCUCCGGCCGAAUCCACGAGCUGCUCAUACAAGUACCCUGGACCAAGAUCAUGUCUGAACCCAUCAUAGUAACAAUCGACACUAUAGAAUGUGUCCUAAGUCUGAAUCCACCAGUAAGCCCCGAUGAAACUCCGCCACCUGAGUCACCGAGUCGCAAAACCCAAGUGGUGGAAGCUCCUCCGGGCUACAUGCAGGCGCUGGUCCGCCGCAUAGUGAGCAACAUCGCGCUGCGAGUGCACCACCUCAUCGUCAAGUACGUGCAGGAUGAUAUCGUGAUGUCGCUCAAUGUCAAACAUCUGGCCGUGGACAGCGCGGGACCCAACUGGGAACCGGCUUUUGCAGACAUAGACCAAAGUCAGCCAGUGAUCAGGCGACUGGUGAGGCUGGACGACCUCACGUUAUGCCUCGACAAGUCGGACGCAGACGGCAAGAUACGAUACUAUCAGGAACCACUACUAUACAGAUGCCAAUUGGAUCUCAGAGUGCUCACACGACUUGUAUCGGCGAACACUCGUCGUGCUACCAAUUGUAGUAUACAACUGCGGUCUAGUAAACUAGCGUGGAGUGCUUCUGACGAUCAGCUGGCCUUGUUGUUAAGACUGAUUAGAGAGAGACCGACGAUAAACAAACCGCAGCAGCCCACACAGAGCGCUACGCAGGUGCCUUUGAACACAUCAUCAGCGAACUCAGCGGAGCCGGCUCGUUCGGAGAGCUGGUCGGAGUGGGCGUGGUCGUGGCUCCCGACGUGGAUGGACCGCGAGGGCGGCGUCGAGGAGGCGCCCGUGCCCGCCACGCCGCUGCCCAUCAACUUCACAGCCUAUCUAGACGAUGUGUCGCUCGUCUUCAAGAUAAUGGAGACCGAGAGUAACCAUCGUAGACGAGCGCGCGGUGUGCUAGAGUUGUGCGCGUCCUACGCCGCCAUCAAGAGCUGGAUAUGUUCCCCCACCACGUUGCGCGUGCGAUUCGGUGCGCGACAGUUGGAACUGCACUCCUACGGCAAAUGCGUCUGUAAUCAUAUCAAUUUUAAUGCAACCAUCGACGAACCCACUAUUUAUUUGAAGAGGAUAUUUGAAGGGGAGCCCUCAAGUGAGCCGUGGAAUUGGCCCGUCGAAGACUUGAGCGAAAAGGUUGACAGUGCUGAAGUUGUGGACGAAACGUUUAUUGUCUCGGGGCAGUCUGGAGUGGCCGAAGGUGAUCCAAGUCAAGGAGUAGUUGAAACCAAGUCUGAUGAGGGCCAGCAUGAGAAGUCGGAGCGCGACUCUCAGGACGAGAGCGAUGAACUGUGGGGCAAGCUGGCGCCGGUGUUGUACAUAGAGUACGUCCACGACCGCUCGCCGCCGCACCCCUUGAUCAACCCUUACGAGAACCCGCCUAAGGACUUUCAGUAUAGCGACUGGGUGGAAGAGUGCAACAUGAUUAUCAAAUUAGAGCCUGUAGAACUGAGAGUCUGUAUGGGUCUGAUUCAUCGGCUGAAAGCUCUCUGGCGAAUAUUCAAAGAAAAACCCCUCCCGGAGUCUUCUGAAAUCAAAUCACCGAUGCGCGUUCUAACUGUGGAAGAAUGCGAGGCUCUCAAUGAGAACUUGCCGCAGAAGCGUGUCCGCGUGGACGCGCGUGGCUUCCUACUUCGCUUCAUACCGUGGAACCACGUCAUAACAGAGCGACCGAAGCCGGCUAUCGUGACGCUUGAUAUCGAAGCACCGAGGUGCACUAUAGCCAUGAAUGGUCCACUCUAUCCGCAAAGGGUUUGUGCAGCCGCCUCUCAGAUUCCUGAUGACGGCAGUGUUAUAGCGCAGGGCGCUCGCCUGCAGGUCAUGACCACACUCCAAGGGCUCAAGGCCUUCAUAUCGUCCUCUGACAGGGAGUUACAGAGACCGUGUGCACGCGCCGACGUCCGCAUCCUCACUAGGAUGCUACUCAACAAGUCCUAUUUCGACAAAACUGAAGUCACACAGUUUAGUUAUCAUUUAAAAAUUAGAGAGCUGAGCAUUUCCGGUUCGGCAGCGCGCCUCCAGACUGCGUACAAAGUGCCGUUGUCGCUCUACCAACAGACUUCGUGUCCGGCGUUCAAACACACCACUCUAGUCAAGGAUGCACUCCACGAUGAAGAGUCGGUCGCGAUAGACUUUGUAAUAGAAGACUUCGGGAUCCGCGGCUACCUGACGAAGAGCGUCAACAUGCAUGUAGUCACGGUGCAGUCGGCAAAAGUCACCGCCUUCCAUGAACCGAAAGGCGCUGAAUUGAAGCAAGCUUGGCUUUUUUCCGCACCAGAUGUUCCGACAACCACUCCAUAUCUCCGCAUGGCGAUACAAUGGUGCAACAAGGUGAUCCCCGAUUCGUUCGACUAUGUGGGUGCUUGGGCGGAACCUACGGCGUUUUCCAUCGACCCGCUGCUGAUCGCUUGGCUCGCUUACAAACCCACUCAUAAGCCCUGCGAAUCGAAUAUAAGUGCGGGCAAGUCAACAUCGUCACAGUACUAUAUGCGACGCCGCACUACUCCACCGUCGUCAAGCGGUCGCGGAGGAAGUCGUACAAAUAAUUCUGGCGCUGAGCUGGUGCACGUCCGCUCCCGCAGUCACGGUUCGAGCAGCGAGCCCAGCGAGAAGAAGGAGUUCAAGGUUCCAUUACCUCAGCAUAAACCGCCAGAAACUUGGUGGACUGACGAGCGUCUGGUAGCUCUCCACAAGCGGCUGCGUUACUUGCUGCUCAACGUGGAGCUCGGCUUGGUGCUGGUGUACGUGACCAUGAGCACGGCCUCGGCACUCGACUGCAUGACCCUGAGAGACGCUAUGGAACGACACGCGAAUGCUUCGCAUCGAGUACUAGGGCUCAGUCUGGGGCGCCUGUCGUUGCAUUCCAGUACGAAUACUAGGACUCUAUGGCAAGAAAUUAAACACGACGGACCUACGUUUAUAAAGACAAAACCUGAGAGCGAAUCGUUUCCUUGGAAGGUUCGGCUAGCCGACGUUUCGUGCUACACAUUGGAAGCCAUCAAGGCUCCCACUAGCGACGCAGAGAGGACGAGCUCAAACAGCGGGCUCCGGUCCCGGCUCAAGAUCCCGCACUUGGCCACACCGCGGACCAUUCUAGAACUGGUUACUACGACCGUUACCAUAUCAGUGGCCACUAAGUCGCUGCAAUACAUGUCAGUGGGCAGAAAAGGAGUCAGGAAAACACCGACGGCGCCGGCGGCUGCCACGGAAGGAACGAAAGCAAAGUAUUUCACAUCAGGGAUGGAGUUUAAACCGACAUCAUUGAAAGAAUUCGUCCGCGGACCUGCUGCAAGGCGAAGUAAAACAUCCAACCUAGAGCCGUCGAGUACAACUGAGAAUCAGUCGCACCCAACCAUAAGGGACAGGCUUCCGUCCGAGGUGGUGACCGUCACGGACGGGCCGGUCGUGUCGCUCGGAGUACACCUGCACGCCGACACGCCCCCCAUUAUAACGAGACUCGAAAGAGAUCAGCUCCACACUGUGAUGGCUGCAGUGCACUGCUUCAGUCACAUACUCACUCUCCUAAAAGACUCUUCCACCCCCAUGCCGAAACAAACGGUCCCCGCCUCGACAGGCUCGUCAAUUCGGUCACUUGUAAGAUCAGUGGAUGAAGUAGAUGAAGAUGCAACACCUUCGGACAACAGCGAUCACUCCGAAUUGAUAUCGAUCUUUGAUCGGUCGAUCACAGGACGUGAGAAAACUCUGAAGACAUCGGUAUGGUUCCAAUGGGUGGUGAGCCACGCGACGCUGGUGAUAGCCUCGAAGGUUGUCAAGCUCGCCUUCGACAUCGACGACAUUAUAGUGACCGUUGACAUUCAGACGCAGUACAACCAGCUCAAAAUCAAAGUAGCUUCAGCCACUGUCAAACAUUAUGAACGAAGCGGCGUUGAUGAUUGGUCUGCUGGCGUUAUGAGCGGCCGAGUACUGGAGGCCAGGGAGCCGGACGACGCUAAAGAAGAUAAUCAUUUCUUAUUAAUCACCGUCACGCAAGCGCAAAUAUCUAAUUUGCCUGAAAGCUGGAAAGAGGAACUACAUCCGAAGUUGCUGGAACAGAAUUCAAGCUCGGACGACAGCAUGUGGGAGGUGUACGCGACGCUGGCGCCGUUAGAAGUUGUCGUGCAACCAGUCAUCCUGGAAAACGUAGUCUCGCUCAUCAAUGAGAUGGUGCCUCGGGCGUUUUGUCCGUUGAAAAACAAAAUAGAACAUAGACCAUCAUCGUCAUGGCAAUGGCCAUUUUGUUACGUGAACGCCGGCGGUAUUCGUAUGCUCUUGACCGGCGAAGUACAAGGUAUGAGAGACAAAAGAGGAGAUAGGAGUAGAGAGAAAAGACAAGAGAGAAGAGAAGAUUACAAGGAAGAAGACGACGCUUUUAUAUUAACUAUCGGGAAAGUGAACUUAAAUCCACAUCCAGAUAAUCCAAUUUGUCGGCGUGCGGUGAACACUGGACUGGACAGCGGCUGGGUCCCGGCUGCCGGCGGGUACGAGGGGCGUCAGUACGAGAUCCUCAUUAACCAAGUGGCGAUCCAGUCCGUUCAGUUCAAACAGCUCAUCGCAUCCGAGGAAAGUAGCGAAUACUCCAAAGGGACGACAAGCGAAAAUCCUGCCUUAAAAUGGUCCCGACGCGUCAUAAAGCCGACCAUCACUCCUAUUCUCCACACUGUGGACCUAUGCUGCGUGUUAGCCCCAGCUCUAUACACAGGCAACAGCCUAACGUGUGGCCCGGCUGUGGAGUUAAAUCUAGUAUCAGACUGCGCCAUAGAACUGAGUUUGGCUCAUCUACUCCUCAUCAAGCAUAUGCAUGCUGAGUUUGUGGCGGUUUCGGCGCGAGAAAGCCUUCGAGAAGUAAAUUUACAAUCGGUCGACAGUCAAGACGUGUGUCCGUAUGCCUCUGUACUUGCGAAGCACCUCGAUGAUUACGUCUCGCCCAGCGAAGCAACUCUCAUAGAAGUGGAAGAAACCCAUCAGCACUUCACACAGAGUACGGACUCUGGUAUCGAGACCGGCACGUCUUCCUCAUCCAAAGUAAAAGUAUCGGAGAGCGUGUCUGGCAAGAAGAGUUUCGGCGUAGUUUUUGCGGAACAAACAGUGAAUCCCUCGGAAUUCCUGGAGGUGUACGUAACGAUGGGAAUGAUCGAGCUGUCCCUGUACGUGGCGGACGACGACACGCCGGAGAUCAUUCCGCUGCGGAUGCCGCACGUAGAACCCGCCGAGGAUAUAAUCGAAGCCCCGCAACAAAGAGGACCGGUGAAAGAAGAACGUCCAGAGGAAGAUAAGAUCGCACAUAACGUGAAGGCGGAGACAGACUCGCUGUCGGCAGGCGGCAGCCGCAGUCUCACUGAGCUGGUGCGCGAAGCGGACCUGGCUCAUACGCUCCUGGAGAUUCCUACAUUGACUCAACAAGCGAGAAAAUGCGAGGGCAACGUGCCACUGAUCCACGUCACCUUACAACAGCCGAAUCUUUACUUCUGGAGGAAAAAGACACAAAGAAGCUUACAAUAUUCUCUGUUCGACGCAUGGGUGGGCCUGGGUAUGGGCCGGAUGGAGGGUCAUUGGAAAGCGGCACUGUUGUCCACUGCUACAGGCGUGCCUGAUCCCGUCAGCGACAUAUUGCCAGCACUCGCUUCCCUGAAGAUCGUAGCACCUAUUACAUACAGUACCCACGCGUCGUCCAACCCGUCGAUAGCAGGCGCUCGGGGGACCAUCCGACUGGACAUCGAGAGACCCGUCCAGCUCGAAGUGUGCUCAGACCGUCUGAAGAGACUUAAGGGUAUAAUUAGACUUGUAAGAAGACAACUGGGACAUCACAAACACGGCGAACAUGUAGGGCAUCAUCAUCACCGGCCUCCCUUGUACAAGUUACGAACGGCAUUCUUACACCAAGGCAUCGAGAGCAUAACGAUCAACACCAGUCAGAUAGGUGUAUGCGGUUCAGAAGGCACUGUCGGGUGGGACAGUGCGUCGCUGCAGGUGUCGGCGACGGCCCGGCCCGCCAAGGUGAACGCGCGGUCGCUGAUCACCGCGCUGCUGGUCGCGUGCGGCCCGCCCGGGGACAGGAGGCACGUCGUUAUGCAGCCGCUGAUGCUCGGCAUGGAAAUGGAAGCGUCGUGGGAAGCUUGGCGGCGAGUUGAAGGCGGCGUGUCGGCGCACGAGCCGUCCAUCGACAUCGGCGUAGAGUUCGACCGCGUCAUCUUCGACCUGCGCCCCGCCGACAUCAUAGCCGCCGACCGGAUCAAGAAAGUCAUCCAUGACGUGUUCGAGACGCAGCCACCGCCGGUUGUAGAAACCAGCUCGGAGAAAAUCCAACAAGUCCACCAUCCCAAACCAAGCCCUACGAAGAACAUACCGAAGCCUCGAUCCGAAUCGCGGCUGUCUACGAUGUCCAUAGAACGCGACCCCGACGAUCACUUCUACAAAGACGAUCUCAGGAGCGGCGCUUUCAAGAUCUUGAGUGGGGGCCAGCUGCCGAUGGCGUAUCAGGUGAUGUUGCACGGCGCCACGGUGUCGUGGCGGUACCCGCAUCCGAGAGCCAUCACACGGGUGGUCGCCUUCCCGCUGCUUGGACAGGAACAAGAAAUAGACUGCGUGUUGGAGUUAUACGUCAUGUUGCUCGGGAAGUGGGAACCUCAUACCUACUUUAAGAUACCUAUCAGUGAACCCAGGGAACUGAAUCUAUAUAUUCCUCCACCAGACUCAAUUUUCGCGACCAUGUGGCGCUUCCGUGCAGUGUCUGACAGGGAGCCGGUAAAAUUGCCAUAUGAGUUUAAUAUCAACAAGUUCGCUCCUGGCUCGGAUCCCUUAUUUAUCGAUCACGAGCCAGAGCGCGAGAAGUCUCUCCCAGUGAAGAAAGUAACGGCGGAACAUCUGGCGGGCGUGUUGCGCGUCGACUCAUACUUCGCCCCGCGCCUGCUCCCGCGCACCAAGAUCAUAGCCCGACUUGCGCAACUGCAGAUUCACGUGCACAAUACAUUGCCGCACUUGCCAAAUCAAACAAACUACUUGGAGGGUUACUACGUGUCGAAGCCGCUCAUGCGGAGUCACCGCGUGCUGAGCCUGAUGGCUGUGAACACUAUAGCGCACGUCCACACCAGCUCGCCAGCCGGCUUCAUGAUGCUCACCGACACCAUGCUAUCCUGUGACAUAGUAGACUGCGCUACCGGCACAAUGGAACAGCUGGUCGGCCAGUUCCGUCUGCAGGGCGGCGUGUCGUCGAACCACCUGACGCAGGGCGGCCCGCGAACACGAGUCACUACGUCAGGCAUACACGUGUCGCUGCACGUGCCGCGGCUCAGGACGCUGCAGGGCUUGGCUUCAGACUGGCUCAAAGCGCGGGAAGAGUAUCUCAACGAAUUAACACCGCACGAUACGGACCAGCCGCCCCCACCAAAGAAGACGAAGCGUGUAGUAGCGGCGGAGACGGCGCUGUCUUUAGAAGGCCGAGUGUCGUUGUGGUUACACAACAGCUGUGCGUCUGCUUUGAGGAUAGGCCAAGAGGGGACCGACGAGGUUGUACCUCUUGGUCCAGGAGCCAGGCUUGCGUAUAGAUGGCGCAAUCCGACGGCACCAAGGAGGCUACGUGUUGCCCUCGCUGGACCGACCGCAGAUUGGCACUGGUCUACGAGCAUUCCAUUUGUAGCGGGUUUCGCUCGCCUGCGACUGGAGCGUCCCGAAGCGGACAGCAAGAGCUUCCCCAACCAGGGCCUGUUUGUGCACGUCAAGAUCGAGGAGACCGGCGCGCGCCGCUCCAUGCACCUGUCCGGCAGGCUCGUACUGGCUAACAUGCUGCGGUUCAACUUGCUCUACAAGGUGCGUGCUCACUGCAGUGACGCAGCGCAAUGGCGCACCGUGUGUUCCGGCGAGUUGUCGUCAGAGACAGUCGGCAGAAGCGUCAUCUGUGGGGCAGAAUGCGACAUGGUUCUCAAAAUAAAAUUUGGGACUCAUGACACGGGAUGGUCCGGAGAUAUCCCGCUAAAAGAAUGCCCGAAAGAGAAUGUUCCUUGGUUGGUCAAAGUGCCGAGUGAAGGUGACGUGCAGUACGUGUCGGUGUGGUGUCGCGUAGUGCGCGCGCGCUCCGACGGACGCAUCUUAGCUACUAUGUGGCCUCUAUACGUGCUGCAUUCACAUCUACCUCUGGAUACUGAUGUACUGAUAGUAACUGAACCGACGAUGACGACGGCAGAAGAUCUGACGCCCAUGCAACUGCGCCCGCCGCCCCUCCUGCAGACGACGCCGGGUCGCGGGACUACUACACAUCUACUGGCACCGGGAACCACGGCCGCAAGGCAUAGCCUGUCCUUCCAGUAUAGAAACAUCGAGUGCCCUGUGACCCGAGAAGCUGUGCCCUUGCACUACGGCGUGACGGACAUCUCAGUGUUUGAUAAACGAUCGCCGAUAUCCAACAUCGAUGACGUCAUCAAGGAAAUAUUGCGAUGGCUGGAGAGAUCCGGGCGUAUCGCGACCUCUGCGUGGCCUUACUCAAUAGUAUCCAAACAUAUUAAGGGCACUUGGGUACCGGUGCUGAUGCAACCAAGAUGUGAUGUCACCGUCCGCUACCAGGCAGUCCGCGCGGGCGGCGGCUGCUGCCUGGAGAUCCAGCUGUGUCCGGUGGUGUUGUUGUGUAACGCGGCGCCCAUCGCUCUCACGCUGCGCGCUCAGGACGCCGCGCCGCUCUGCAAGCUCGAGCCCGGCACUGCCAUCUCCCCGCCUUCAGCUAUACUCAAGAAACCGUUCUUCAUGUCGGUGGAGAUGGGUCGCGAGACAUUCGUCAGCUGUCAGCUGCAGGUGUCGGCGGAGGAGCCGGGCCGCUACGGCGCGCCGCCGCCCGGACACGUGGCUCUCGACCACGCCGCCGUCUUCUCUAUACUGUGCAACCAGAAGGUGGCGCUAUUGACGAUGUACUACGAGAUAAAGGAGGAUAUCAACGUUAUUGGCUUAACAUCUACUUACGUACUCAUCAACCGGCUCAAUAUUGAUAUAUUGGUUUCAGCCAUUGCAGUCCCUAUUGAAGUAGAAGAAGAAUACUCAUUGCAUCCUAAAACCUUCAAAGUUGUUCCGCCAACAAAAGGCGGCGGUAUCCACGGCACCCCGCUGUGCCGGUUCUGGCUGCGCGGCCGCUGGCGCGGCGGUGACCUGACCGAGCUGAGCACGUACCUGUGCCUGUCGCUGCCGGCCGGCGCCGGGUACCCGUCACGCCCGCCAGUGCCCGUCCGCCUGGGCGAGCUGCCCGUCAGGCGGUCUAUAGCGCUCAUCGAUGCUAAUAGGAGAUCGGUCCCCAUCGUCGUGACUCAGAUAAAGCACGAGAGUCGUUGGCUGGUGGUGGUCGCGCCUGACCCAUGCCCGCAGUUCGUGAUACACAACCACACGCGCAUGACGCUCGCCGUCGCGCAGCCCAUGAAUAAUAACGAUGAGUCUUCUUCAUCACAUAUGGAGCCGGCUAUCGAGUGCAAGGGCGCUCGCUGGUGGUGUGUGGUCCUCCCCGACAUGGCGAUCCACUACUCGACGCCGGCGUACUGCGCGCGCUACCCGCCGCCGCCGCCGCCCAUGAGCGCCGCGCCCAUCUCCGUGCCAUUCUUGACCUUUACUAAGGGGAAAGAUGAAUCAGAUUUCGACUGGUGCACUCCAGUAGCGGCAGCUGAUGGCGAGCAGUUAAUUCAGUUGUUCGGUGGCCUCACCAUCAAGCUGCGCGUGCGCACACAUCCCCAUUCAACGCUGAUUGAACUUCAGGAUGUUGACCAAAAUGACAUAUCAGCAAGCGACAUCAGGCGGCGAUUAUUCGGCGCAAUGACAUCUCACGAUACUGUCCAGGAACAUGCGCUUAAACUAAGUACGCAUGAAGCUAAUUUGCAGAGGAUUAAUGCUGAAUUUAAAUUGCAAGCAGUAGCAGACCAUGAGCAGAAAUCUAACGACAGCCUGAAGAGAAGGGAGUCGUUCCCCAAGAAGCAGCACUCCCCCUCCUUCCAGCUGGACUUGAAGGACGAGAGUUCACAGCCCCCCAGCGCGCACCCCACUACGGGCGAGGCCACGGAAGCGAGUCCCGUAGUCAUGCACUGUCAAACCAAGACCAAAUUUGGUGAACACCCUGAACCUAGCACCAUAGUAUUUCACGCCAGUGAAACGAACAUAUCGCGCUGCUCGCUGCCGAAGAUUGAAACAGAUCCAGACUUCAUGGAAAUGUCGUCUCCGCUGCUAGAGUGUGAACGCGUACGUCUCGUGAUAUCCGGUAUAGCCAUAGAAAUGGCUGCCUCGCCCGACGUGCUGCCGCUGUUCGCCUUGCACUUGGACCGCACCGCGUUACUCGUGAUGGCUGAUAGCAAGAAAACUCAAACAGUAUUAUCGAUAGCCGACGCUCAGAUCGAUAACUUGCAAUACGAGAACGGUCAGUACGACUUCGCGGUGAUAGCGAGCACUCGCGCCGAGCCGCUGGAGGCCGACCGGUGGCCGCCGCUGUGGAACAUGUUCGCCGAGGAGGAAGCCUUCGCCACGCGCCAGAGCUCCGCCAGGCUGCUGCUCAAACUCAAGCACGACAAGUGGACUGUCGUCUCUUAUGAAUAUAACGAGCUAACCGAGGUCGAAGUCCGGUUGGGCACGCUGGCUCUAUACGUGGAAGACGCGUACGUGAAGGCGUUAGUCGAGCUGUCCCGGCUGGUCAUGCCCGCAGGCAGCCACGACGCGGCCACCGUCAGCGAGGAGCGCUCCAUACAGACUCCGCUGCGGCUGCGGCUGCUGCACGUCCAUCCCUUAGACCUCACGCUCACGCUGCAUACUGCUGUACGAAUGUAUAUUGCAUUAGACCAAAGCCCGUUGCGAUUGAGUGCGUUCAAGCUGCACGACAUGAUGACGUCAGCAGAGCGCCUUACGCACGCGCUGACUGUGCAUUAUCUAUCUGCUGCGAUAUUAGGAGCAGGUUGGGUAGUGGGUGGUCUGGAGCUGCUGGGUGCGCCGGGAGCUCUGGCAGCGCGUCUAGGGGGCGCCACUGGCGGCGUGCGAGGCGUGGCCUCUGCAGCAGCGGCGGCACUACUACGCUCUCUCAGCGCGUGGGCCGGCUCUCUGGCGCGCAACCUGGACCUGCUGGCUGGUGACGAGGAGCACGCCCGCCGAGCCGCCGCCGCCCGCAGGAGACCACCGCCUAGCUUCGUUGCCGGACUCGUCGCUGGCAUCACUAACUUCGCUAUUAACAUUCUCGGUGCAGUCGGUGGUUUAGCCCACCAUCCACUAGUAGGUGUAGCAGUAGGCGAGACUGAAAGUGGAGCGGCGGCGUUGCGUCGUGGUCUUCUGGGAGCGUUAACAAAGCCUCUCAGUGCUACAGCUGAUUUAGUGGCCUACGCGGGUACCGGCCUGCUUAGACAGACCGGUUGGGAUCCUGUACCUGAGCCCCGUCGUCCAUGGCCGGCGUUGGAGUCACGCACGCGGGCUGGCUGGCGGCGCGACUGCGUGCGCUGGAUGUUCCGCAUGUGCGAACUCACCGCACUCGCCGGCUUCGAAGUGCUGCUCGAUAACGCUCCGUUACAGCUGCUGUUCACGCAUAAGUUCUUGGUGGUGGCUGAUCCGGAGAGUGAACGCAUAGUAGAGAUGAUAGAUUUCCGAUCCUGUUCACUUGGACCAUAUCAAGGGGAUAUUAUUGAGCUGUCCGUAACACAGAAAAGAUCAAAGGCUCCAGAGUCUCGGGGACCCGAUGAAGAUGAUGAAUAUCAGAUAAGUGCAGCGGCGAUGGCCCGUGUGGCUCGCUACACGGGCGCGGAGGGCUCGCAGCACAGCGAGAUGCGCGUGCUGUCGCUGCUGCCGAUGCCGGGACGCUCGCACUCGCUGCACGCCGCGCUCGCCGCCGCCCUGCAUCACAACGCCGACACGCACUUCCCCUUGCUGUGACCGACGCACUCCACAACUAUACUAUCGUCAACUAGCCAGUCCAACACCAGACUGGGUCUAUAACAAGUUAUGCGUAACACCCAACUGGCGUGUCAAAGAGGACGCAUGUAAGUAUAGCGAUAUAACAGCGUUCGUCGAUGUAAAUGUUUGCUGCUGUGACGUCAUCACUACAGAAUCUGUACGUAAGCAUAUCGGUGUAGUAAACUACAUAGUUGCAUUAAUAUUAAUGUUACAAGAAAUGUAAGUGUACAUAUCGAUGUUUGUAGAAAAACUCCAAACUAGUGACGUCAUUAAACUAUCAGGCAAUGUAUAUACCUGCAAACUUUGUACCAACCUACAUCGAAGCAUGACUUGUGUGUUCAUAUAAUGUUAAAUGUAUUGAUGCAGCGCCGGCCGUUGCAUAUGACAACAGCUAUCUGAAUGAGAAAGCGCCGUGUCUAAGACUAAAAGAAAUAAAUCAAGAGGUAAGGCCAGCGCUGUGUUGAUGUUACUACAAGUAGCUAUAGAGGAUAUGUGUUAGAUAUGUAUCUAUUAAAUAAGGUAGCUAGACAGAAUUUUUUUAUUAGUGAGUGACUCAAAAGCCUCUACAGAAAACAUUACUGUUUUCAUAUGAAGCUGCAUUCUUCAUAUAACAGAUAAAUUUGUCGUAUAAAUGUUUCUACACAAAAUAUAACAACAUUCCUAUUUACAAAUCAUAGUUAUAUAUUUAACACCUCGUUUCUAUUAAUUGUAUAUUAUUACUGUUUUUUAUAUACAACGAAAUGUAAUUGUUACCUACGAAACGAUUUUCUCCAAGACUGAGAAUGUGUAAGAUGUUCUAUUUAUAUAUACUUAUGUAUUAUUGAAUAAUUAUUAAAAAGUUCUUGUCUUAACACGUAAACUUUGGUCACGUAAUACAGUCAGCAACGUUAGUUUGUAUGUAAUAUUCUGUUUUGUAAUCACAUCCCUAAAUUAUUAUAAACCGUUUUUUUCUUUCGGUGUUUGUUUUGUCUGAUUGUACUUUGAAUAUGGAAUGAUUCCCAACACGCGCAAUCGAACGUGUCAA